GCAACAGCGCGGACGACGCGGUUGCCGUCCCGUCGUACGCGUGCCUCGACUAGCUCCGCGUCAGUAAUACGCGCCCCUCUCCGCGCGCGGACGCCUAACUUCACUCGCGGAUCGUAUUUCAAUAUCAAAACAAAAUGGUGUACAGAAGUUUCCACACGGAUGACGUGAUUAAACUAGUGAAGGUCCGCGAAUGUUUAUGGAACCCACGAAACGCACAAUACGGUGAUAAGUUCGCGAAACAACACGCGUGGUACGAGAUUUGUAUGGCGGUUAUACCUAAAUUCAAUAAGCGACCUUUUGAAGAGCAGACUUUAAUCGCGAAGGCCGUGCAAGCAAGAUGGAAGACAGCCAGAGAUGCAUUCAUGAAGUGCAUCAAUGACAACGGAAAAAAAUUCACGUACAGAGGCAAAUCGAACUACGUCCACUAUGACAUACUAACAUUUCUCCAAAAAGUCAAAGACUAUGAAGAAGAAAAUAAAAGAAAUGGCGUUUUCGGCAAUUAUGUCCCCGAAGAAGAGACACAAAUUGAUGAAGAAGAUACUACAACACUUUCAAAUGAUGAUGAUGACACCGAAGAUAUAGAUUUUAAUAUGGACAUGAAUGAGGACGAAACAAAUCCUGAAGAUUCUGAAGUUAGUACCAAUGUAGUUGAUAACACUGAUAGUACCGUUGUAUACUGUGGACCAGGACCAUCAAAUUCUGAUAGAGAAUAUCCUUUAGUACAACCUCAAAAGAAAAGAGCAAAGAUAAAUGGAUCUCCAGCUCCAAGAGGUAGAAAAAGAAAAAGUGAUAAUAACAUGUCGGAAUUUGAAACGAAACUUUUGAACAUUUUGAGUGCCAAAUUUGAAUCGAAGUCGUAUUUACUUCUCGCUGAAGAUGAUCAGAACUUUUUUAAUUCUUUAGCGCCAAUGAUUAGAAAAUUUAACAAUAGCCAAAAAUUGCAUUUUAGGUCUCGAGUGCUAGAAAUAUUAAGAGAAGUGGAAACUGUAAGUUCGGUUAGGAUAAAAAAUGAACCAAUUUCUAUUGAAGUCCAUACAAAUGAGGAUAGUGAUAAUCCUUUAGGAGAAAGUGUUACCUUUCAAUAUGCAGAUUUUUUACCGACUCCAAAUAAAGAAGAAGGUUCAUAGUUUGACCUGUGUAUGUAUGGUUGAGCGUGAUUUCACGUAAGUUGCACCGAUUUUGAUGUGGUUUAAUUUUUUGUAAUAAGAAAAUUGAAAACUAAAUACUUAUCUACACUGAUCUCAUACCUAGACAUUUGUGCGAUGGUUACUCUUUUAAUUGUUAUAAAGGCCAUUAGCAGGAAAAAUAUUUCCGAUAUUAAACAUUCAAAUAAAAAUGUGUUCUAUUGUGGAUGUGGACUCCUAACAAUUUUUAUUAAAAU
Messenger RNA from Helicoverpa armigera (cotton bollworm), 1381 nucleotides. RefSeq lists its product as uncharacterized. Gene Ontology annotation, cellular component: nucleus; transcription regulator complex. Gene Ontology annotation, molecular function: DNA binding. The coding region runs from base 135 to 1127 and encodes 330 amino acids. Gene Ontology annotation, biological process: regulation of transcription by RNA polymerase II. NCBI's taxonomy places the organism in Eukaryota, Metazoa, Arthropoda, Insecta, Lepidoptera, Noctuidae. The record is from RefSeq and is a predicted model, not a curated record. The transcript has 2 exons.